This is a messenger RNA of Phanerochaete carnosa HHB-10118-sp, 3819 nucleotides long. Its product is annotated as glycosyltransferase family 4 protein. NCBI's taxonomy places the organism in Eukaryota, Fungi, Basidiomycota, Agaricomycetes, Polyporales, Phanerochaetaceae. Gene Ontology annotation, molecular function: alpha-1,3-mannosyltransferase activity; GDP-Man:Man(1)GlcNAc(2)-PP-Dol alpha-1,3-mannosyltransferase activity. The coding region runs from base 405 to 1841 and encodes 478 amino acids. The record is from RefSeq and is a predicted model, not a curated record. The transcript is spliced from 6 exons.
GAGGAACUAAGUACCGUUUCAGCUCGUUCUUUGGCGGACACGAGGAGGAAUACAAGACGCCUCGAGACCAGUAUACCUGGUUCAAGGACUUCGCAAUGACCGUCAACGCUUGAUAUCUACAACAGCUUCUCAACAUCUACCUAUUGUCUACAUAUGCUUGCUAGUUACGCUUCCCCUGUUGUGUACUCUUGGUCGAAUUAGCCUUCUUGCAUUUUUUGACAUCUCAUGAGCAACAUGCUAAGAAUUUGCUCGAUCCUAUGUAAUUUAUUGCUAUCAGAAAUAUCGAGGGUGGGCGGGUGAGCUGAGUUCGAGACGAUGGCGCCAAAGCACACCUUCCACGUACUCUCACCCUCCCUCUGUGAAAAAACGCGUCGUGCUGAAGAACAGAAAGCGACUAGCCGAGGAUGUCUACACCUAUAGGCAACAAACCGCUGAAGAUUGCCUUCGUGCAUCCGGACUUGGGCAUAGGCGGUGCCGAACGCCUGGUUGUCGAUGCUGCUCUCGGUCUCCAGAAUCGAGGGCAUAAAGUAGAUAUAUACACGUCUCAUCACGAUCCGAAGCACUGCUUCGAGGAAACCAGUGACGGAACACUCAGUGUCCAUGCCAUAACCCCGCCUAUUCCUCGCUCCUACAAGGGGAAGCUCCACAUACUCUUUGCCACUGCGCGACAACUCCAUCUGGUGGCCCAUCUCCUGCGACCUGGAGCUCCGAAGUACGACGUGUACUUCGUCGACCAACUCUCGACAUGCGUCCCGCUUCUACGGGGCCUGGCCAGGACGCGCGUAGUUUUCUACUGUCACUUCCCCGACAAGCUUCUCGCGGAUGGAGCUUAUGUUGAAGGGCAAACUCGGAGAGGUGGGCUUCUGAAGAGAAUGUACCGCUUCCCGGUGGACAAACUAGAGGAGAUCACGACUCGCAAUGCGGACGUGAUCCUGGCAAAUUCCAAGUUUACUGCACGGGUAUUCGAGACCCACUUUCCCACGAUAGGCUCGACUCCUGCCGUUGUAUACCCCGGUAUUAACCUCGCUGCUUACGACAACGUGGUUACGGAUGGCUCAGAUGCAGACGUAGCUCAAGUACGGUCAGAUCGGCCUACCCUUUUGUCGCUGAACCGUUUCGAAGCUAAGAAGAACGUACCCCUCGCAAUUGACUCUUUUGCAGCACUGCGGAAGAAGCUGAACUCGGGAUCUAAACUAGCUAACCUUCGCCUGGUUAUUGCGGGCGGAUACGAUCCUCGUUUGGAAGACAACAUGAUGACACUCGUCAAGCUUAUCGACCGAGCUAAGGCGCACUCAUUGACAUACAACGUCAUCACACCCAAAUCGUCGUCUACGAAUGUCCCGCCAUUCAACACCACGCAGGAGGAUCCCACAGUCUUGUUCUUACUCAACUUCACUACUGCUCAACGGUCUGCUCUUCUGAGGUCAGCAUCGACUCUGGCUCUUCUGUACACCCCCGCCAACGAGCACUUCGGCAUCGGCCCUGUCGAGGCUAUGUACUGCGGCUUACCGGUGCUGGCUUGCAACAGUGGUGGCCCAACCGAGAGUGUCCUUGACAAGGAGGGCGAACGCACGGGCUGGCUGCGCGAGCCUGACACUGAUGUCUGGGCGGACACACUCACUGAAAUCGUCAACCUGCCCGUUGAGGAGCGCCAGGCACUCGCUGAGCGGGCGAAGCGUCGAGCCAUCGAGAACUUUAGUAUGGACGCAAUGGCGUGCGGUAUUGAAGAUGCUCUACAGACAGCGACAGCCCUCGGGCCAGUUCGGCGGUCGAGCGCUAUCUGGACUCUGUUCUUCGCUCUGUUGUGGGCUUGGGUCGCGCGAGCGUUCAUAGGUCGAUAGACGGAUAUAUACGUAUUGGAACUGGAAUGAUUUAUGCGGACUAUGCCUAAUUACAGUGGUGGAUGGUACAGUGAACUUGUGUCUGAGAAAUCGCGAGAUAAUGGUACAGUACCUACGGGUCGCAUACAGCGGGAAGCAUGAUUUCUACAACAGAUUAAAGCAAAGGGAUGGAGGAAGAUAGCAAUGAGACAAGUACUAACUACAUAGCAGAUAAAUCACGUAUCAAGAUGGGAAAGGGACACCGAAUCAUCCAAAAGCAGGUAUAAUCCGAUAGCGAACCCUGAGACAGCGAGUAUAUGCUAUUCAACUGUCCCCAUCCGAGUCUGACGUUGUGGUAUUCUGCUCAGACCGAGAGUUACGAGAUGGCGCUCGUGAAGUCACCCUCGACGUCGUCCUGGACGUCCCCCUUGACCGCGCCCUACGCGCAGCCCGCUCUUCGUCCUGGCGGGCCAAUUCCUCCCGAGCCUGGUGCUCACGAAUCUCCGCCUCGGUCAUAGGAUAUCGCUGCAGGCACUUGAGCUCGAACACUGCCGGCAGCUCUGCCCCACAUGCGAGUUCCUGCACGAGGCCGUCGCUCGGUUCGACGAUGCCGCCGAACAUGGUCUGAAGUCCGAGCCAGUCGCAGCGAAGGAGAGUGUUGAACAUGCGUCCGCCGGGGACGCCGUGCGCGGUUGAGCGGUUGUGCCAGUACGCCUGCCCAACGAGCCGUCGGUGCGACGCUGGUGCAUUCUCGAGCUGCUGCUGCGUGACGCGGCCGUACAUGAAUUCGUGGAUGCACUCGAUCACGUCGCCGCAGGUCACGCCGAGCUCUUCAUCCGAGGCCUUCACCUGCAGCUCCCAGGGAACACAGCGGCUAAAGACGCGCAGAGACUUGACCCGCGGCCAAGUCGCCGGCUGGUGGCGGCCGUCUGCCCAGGAGCGGUGCCCGGGGUCACUGGAGCGUUGGCACUGAGCCGUCGGGAAGAGCAUGUUCCACUUCAAGUACGGUCUCUCAUCAUGAUUGUCUGGCGGCGAAGCGAGCAAAGGGUUCAGUUCGAGGUUGGCUUUGACUAUCUUUACCAAGAACGCGUCCAGCACGGGCCCAUCUGCGGAAGUUCGUCAACCACGACACGAUACACGAAAAGGAGUGGGCAUACAGGAAGGAUCCUCAGACCACUUAUCAAACUUGUCAAGCCCAUCCGCCGAACCUCGUGACGGCCUGUGGGCAGGUUGCGAUGAGCCUGUAGCCGCUGCGGGGACGCCUCCUGCUGCAGGAGGUGGCCCGAAUCCAGGUGGAGCUCCAGGCGCAUGGAAUGGCGUAGCUCCCGGCCAAGCUGUGCCAGGAAAUGCACUCGGUUGUGCAAAAGGGGUCGCAUAGGGCGGUUGCGCGCCCCACGCAGCGAAUGGUGGGAAGCCCAUCUGAGGGGGGGCUGAGAACCCUGCCAUGGGAUGCAUAGCCGGGGUAGCGCCGGGCAUCGCUCCUGGGGCGGCCCAGGGCGUGCCGUGCGCGGAGGCAGGUGCAGAUCCAGGAGCAGAGCGGGGCGAUGCGUUCGCGAAUACUGGAUACCCUGUCCAGUCCGUUGAGAACCCAUCUGGCCUCAUCGAGGGCAUCGAGGGCGAGACUGCAGCCAUACCAGGGUGCAUCCCGGGAGGAAGCGCGACAGUAGGCAUGAAAUACGAUCCUGGCGGCAUACCGGGCAUUGCACCUGGGACAGUGAGGAAGGGCAUUUGUUGGGUUCCGGCGAAGGGUGUCGAUGUCGGAUAGGCUGCGGCAUAGUUGGGGCCUGCAGCUUGUUGAGACCGCAUCCAGUCAGGCAUCCUUGGAGUAGACUCGGGGGGAAAGGUGGGCACCACAGGCGGUGAAACCGGUGGUGACCGACCUUCAGGAGUUGGAGGUUCUGGGAUAACAGGCGUGAAGUGCAUGACGAGUAGUCUUUUAAGUGCGCGUCUAGGCCAACAGCAGCUUGUUCGGCAAAGAUAUUGUCUGUCACGAAGACAU